Molecule: messenger RNA, 99 nt
Organism: Peronospora matthiolae
Lineage: Eukaryota; Oomycota; Peronosporomycetes; Peronosporales; Peronosporaceae
Source: the annotation of a GenBank genome assembly
AUGCGUCAGUGUCCAGAUGUAGACGUCUAUAUGCCCGCGAGGUUCUUAAACCAUGGCUACUGCGAAGACUCGACUGUCUAUACGAAAUUUCUAGAGUAG